UCCUAUGUGAUAUUUUUGAAAAUAUAUUGUGCAUCACAUUUAUAUUUUAAGUCAAGCAAUAAAAAUAUAAAGUUCAAAAGUCUUCUGCAAAAACUAAGAGAGGAGUCAGCAAACCUUUGGGAAAUUUGACCUCACAACAUCCUUGAAUUUAGACAUUGACACGUCCAAUUAUAGCUGUUUAUGCUGCUGUUGAAAAUACAGUUUACAUAUUAUAAUGUUACUGCUCACUGACCUGUCAGUCACUUCACGGACCAUAAGUGUGGAUUUGCAGGUGUGUGUGUGUGUGUGUGUGUCCAGCCCUUAGACCUGAAAAACCCAAAGCCCAAAAUCCUCCAGCAGCAGAAAGGCUGAUGCUGUGUAGACACUGAGACUAAAGAUGGGCUCUUUUCGUUUUGGCUCACAGCAGUCCUGCAGUGCUGCUGGAUCACUGUGGAAUUGGACAACAUCAAGAUUACGACUGGACUCGACCACGAGGUUCUUUCAGCAGAAUGAAGAAUUGCUGGUUUUGACCAAGAGUGAUGAAUUGAGUCAAAGUUAUGGUGAGGACACCCGAACACCUCUUAACGGGAUAACAAGCACAAAGAAUCCAGGAUUGGAUGAUACCAGACCAAACAGAGCAUCACUUAAAGAAACUGGCCUGCUUGUCACUGGGCAGAAUGAUUUGACAACAUCCACUGAGGGGGACAGACCAACAACAAAUGGAUCCACCAGUGUGUCAUGGCAGGAGAGUCCAGCUUUUAAAGAAACCAGAACUACAGUAAUCUCUGCUGGGCUAAGGACUGUCACAGUCACUUCAGCAGUCUCUGCUGCUGACUCACCUUGGAGCAAAAACAUCAGAACUUACAGCAAAGGAAGAUCUAGGGGAUCUGCUGUACCAGCUGACAAGAUGGGGAGCACUAUGGUGGACAGUGAGGAGAACCUGAGCGACAGGCAGCAUUUAUACCAGGAUAUUGCUGACAGUGACAUGAACAAGAGUGAGAAAAUUGUGGAGCAGAAUCCUCAGUUCUAUGCCAGCAAGGAAGCCAGUCCCACAGGUUUGAGUCCAUCUCCCACUAUCACCGCCUGGGAAGCUGGCUGGAAUGUCACAAAUGCAAUACAGGGCAUCUUUGUCUUGGGCUUGCCCUUCGCAUUGGUCCAGUCAGGUUAUGUUGGUCUUCUUCUGUUGAUUGUGUCAGCCUGGAUGUGUAACCGUACAGGAAGGAUCUUGGUGGCUUGUCUGUACGAAGUGGAGCAAAGUGGAUGCUCGGGCUCAGUGUCACAAGUUCGAGUCCGGCGCAGCUACCAGGACAUAGUAAAAGCCUGCUGUGGAGGACUUUGGCCCUGCUGUGCUGUACUUGGAGGAUGGAUAGUUAAUGUAGCUCAGAUCACUGAGCUGUUGAUGACCUGCACCCUUUAUCUCGUGUUCUCCACCAGUCUCUUGUAUGUCAGCUUUUCACAAGUUGCCAUUCCUGAAUCAGUGUGUUGCCUGGUCUCUCUGAUGUUCGUGUCACCAUGCCUGCUCUUGACUGAUCUCAGGCCAGUGUCAACCCUCAGUCUGCUCUGUUCCCUGGCUCACAUACUGAUCAGUCUGUUGAUUGUGCUGUACUGCCUGAGUGAAGCCAGCAGCUGGUCUUGGUCCUCGCUGCCUCUUUCAGUAGACCCGGAGGACUUCGUCAUCUCUGUGGGUGUCAUCAUCUUCUCCUACACCUCACAGAUCUUCCUCCCACCACUGGAAGGCAGUAUGGAGGACAGAGGGCAGUUUAAUGCCAUGCUUGGGUGGGCCCAUGCUGCAGCGUGCAUCAUGAAAACAAUGUUUUCUUUACUGGCUGUGUUGACAUGGGGGGCACAGACAAGUGAGGUCAUCACAGAUAACUUGCCCUCUGCCCUACGACCUCUUGUCAAUAUGUUUCUGCUGGCCAAAGCACUGCUGUCUUACCCUCUGCCAUUCUACUCUGCUGCUGAAAUACUUCACAACUGUCUACUUGGAGAUGAUGCUGUCUCGCUGGAGCGGAAACAUGAAGUUCACCAUGUGUCUCGUGCUGCCCUGCUCGUUCGUGGGGUCUUGCUGGUGACAUCGUUCCUACUGGCCCUGCUGGUCCCCAGCUUCUCCCUGUUGAUGGGUUUGACAGGCAGUGUGACGGGGUCAGCCAUGACACUCAUACUGCCGUGUGUGUUUCACCUCAGACUGCAGCGGGCACGCCUCACGGUCGCUGACCGGCUCAUAGAUGUGGGCAUACUAAGUUUAGGAUGCAUCUGCUGUGUAUCUGGUGUGAUUUGUUCAAUUAAAAGGCUGCUGAAAGGGCUGUAGACCAUAUUAUAAUCAAAGCCAAAACCCUCAAGGCAGAGGCUUUGACU
Messenger RNA from Thalassophryne amazonica, 2334 nucleotides. RefSeq names its product vesicular inhibitory amino acid transporter-like. Lineage: Eukaryota; Metazoa; Chordata; Actinopteri; Batrachoidiformes; Batrachoididae. Gene Ontology annotation, biological process: amino acid transmembrane transport. The record is from RefSeq and is a predicted model, not a curated record. Gene Ontology annotation, cellular component: vacuolar membrane. Gene Ontology annotation, molecular function: amino acid transmembrane transporter activity. The transcript is spliced from 8 exons. Bases 377 to 2287 code for a protein of 636 amino acids.